Molecule: messenger RNA, 2546 nt
Organism: Wasmannia auropunctata (little fire ant)
Lineage: Eukaryota; Metazoa; Arthropoda; Insecta; Hymenoptera; Formicidae
Product: myeloid zinc finger 1
Exons: 3
Coding region: 333-2546 (737 amino acids)
Source: RefSeq, a predicted model, not a curated record
ACGACGACGACGACGACGACGACUACGACGACUACGACGACGGCGACGACGAGGAAGAGAUAAAGCAGGGACGAUAGAAGGAAAAAGAAAAAGAGGCGGCGAAGGAGGAAGAGGAGGAGGACGUAUCGUCGCCGCGCGACAGACAUAGCAAGAGCAAGAGCAAGCCGACGAGACCGGGCGCCGCGCGCUCGCACGUUGUCGAGCCGCGCUUUACUAUAUCGCGCUACACGCGCAUCGUGAUCCGCGUACGCGCGCGUGAAACAUACACGCGCACGAUAUUACAUAUUUAUAUGCAUACACGGUGACCCGCGCGCGGAGAUAAUACAGUGUAAAUGGCGCUCUCGGCGCAGAACCAGUCGACGUCGUACGUGAACUUGUAUUACUCGAUCGUCCAACGUGCGGCGACGCGCUACUUUAAGGAAUAUUACAACUCCGAUACUGGCGCGCCCUACGUAUUGUACAAAGAUAACAUGGAGAGACCCCAGGGUCAGUGGGGCCCGGGGCCGGGAUCUCUCCAGGACGGUGGACUGUACCCGCAGCAGCAACAACAGCAGCAGCAGCAACAGGGUUCCUCCUCGUCGGGAAGUCCACAGCAGGCCUGUGGACCUCCGGUCGAGGGUGGCGAAAGUGGUCCCCCGCCCUCGUUAGCCUCGCCCGUGCCCUCACCAUAUCCCUCGGCGCCUCCCGAGCCUCAAUCCUUGACGCCGCCGGACGAUGACAUACAAUCAAGUCAAGCCACGUCCCAGCAACAGCAACAACAGCAACAACAACAAACGCAGCAGCAGGUCCAGCAGCAGCAGCAGCAACAGCAGCAGCAGCAAGUUCAACAGCAAUCUCAGCAGCAACAACAAACGCAACAGCAAGAUCACUCGCCGCAACAACAAUUAACUCCUCACGGAGAGGUGGAUCGCAGCGACUGCUUUCCUGGCGCCGGAGAGCUGCAGCAAUAUCCGCAGCAUUAUUUCAAAGAGGCUCGGCCGCACCCCUCACCGUCCGUGCCACCGCAUAUGCUCACGCCCGGCGGCUUCUCCGCGCUGCACUAUCUCAAGCAACCCGGAGUAAUGCUGACGUCUCUCGGCCAAGGCGACGGCGGGCCCGGUCUGGAUGCGCACCAGUACGCGAGUCCGGGCGCGCCGAACAUGGGGACCGGACUGCCUGACAUCGUGCAGCAGAGCGGCAAAUCGUCCAAGGCCGGUAACAGCGAUCUACGUCUGUUCAAGUGCUUGACCUGCGGCAAAGACUUUAAGCAGAAGUCAACUCUGCUGCAACACGAGCGGAUCCACACAGACAGCCGGCCGUACGGAUGUCCAGAGUGCGGCAAGCGGUUUCGUCAACAAUCCCAUCUCACGCAGCAUCUGCGCAUACAUGCUAACGAGAAGCCAUACGCUUGCGUAUACUGCGAGCGUACAUUCCGGCAGCGUGCCAUCCUCAACCAGCAUCUGCGCAUCCACUCGGGUGAGAAGCCAUACCAAUGUCCGGAGUGCGGAAAACACUUCCGUCAGAAGGCGAUCCUGAAUCAGCACGUCCGCACACACCAAGACGUGAGCCCACACCUCAUCUUCAAGAACGGAAUGACGCCGACUCUCUGGCCGCAGGACGUUCCUUUUCCGCCCGAAGAAGGUAAGGAGGAGGUGGCGUCGACAUUCGGUGACACGGACACGCAGUCGGGUGCGUUCAGUCCGGCGCCGGACGCCAAUUCCAUCCAGUAUCCAGCAUACUUUAAAGAUCCAAAGGGUGGCAAUCACGCGGUCUUUGGCGCAGGUGGCUCGGGCAGUUUCGGCGCCUUGCAGUACAUCAAGCAGCAGGGUGGCACGAAGAGCUGUCUACCCGACGUGAUACAGCACGGCCGUUCAGCCGGCAUGCCGUUGUACGUGCGUUGUCCGAUCUGUCAAAAAGAGUUCAAGCAGAAGUCCACGCUGCUGCAACACGGGUGUAUACACAUCGAAUCGCGGCCGUAUCCUUGCCCGGAAUGCGGCAAGCGAUUCCGGCAACAGUCCCAUCUCACGCAGCAUUUACGUAUCCACACGAACGAGAAGCCGUACGGUUGCGUGUACUGUGGACGCAACUUCCGCCAGCGCACGAUUCUCAAUCAGCAUUUGCGUAUCCACACCGGUGAGAAGCCUUACAAGUGCCAGCAGUGCGGCAAGGACUUCCGCCAAAAGGCGAUCCUGGACCAGCACACGCGCACUCAUCAGGGCGAUCGGCCGUUCUGUUGUCCGAUGCCCAAUUGCAGGCGGCGCUUCGCCACCGAGCCCGAGGUGAAGAAGCACAUCGACAACCAUAUGAACCCGCAUGCGGCUAAAGUGCGCCGGAACUCGAGCGGUGACUCGAAACCGCCCGGUACACCCGCGGGCCUGGGUCCGGUACCUGUGCCCCGCGGCCUCACGCCGACGGUUGUCAAGCCGGAGCUCUACUUCCCGCAGUGCUACGCGCCCGCCUUCAACCACCAGCCGCCGGUCUCCACCGCGCAAUUCCCCGGCGCCCAGGCGAACGGCGUGUCUGUGACUGGCGAGUUCAAGCCGCCGACCGGUCUGCCGCCGCAGUGA